Diatraea saccharalis (sugarcane borer) is the source of this 1192-nucleotide messenger RNA. NCBI's taxonomy places the organism in Eukaryota, Metazoa, Arthropoda, Insecta, Lepidoptera, Crambidae. The record is from the annotation of a GenBank genome assembly.
UACCUAUUGAUGAUAUAAAAAUUUAAUGCUUUUUUGGUUUAAUCAUUCUAUACCAAUUUCGGUAAAUAUCUUGUGAAUUUGGCAGUUGAUCAAUGAAUAUUUAUGAUAACAUAUUUGUGAUUUAUUCAUAUUUAUAUUUGCAAUAUUAUAAAUAAAUACCAGAGAUUUUAUUCUAUUAUUUGACUUAAUAUUUCAGCUGUGCUUUUCUAUUCGUUUUUAGUUUUCAUUUGAUCAUAAUAUUUGAUAAGAAUUAAUUUAAAUUGGUGUAAUAAAGAGCAGCUCAUGAAAAUAAGUCAAAUAGAUAAACUCAAAAGUAUUUAAAGAGAUUUAAUUUGGAGAAAUUCUAGUGAGAUUUUCUUGGGAAAAUCAAAAGGCAAAUUUGGCAACACUGCGCCAUUCUUAGAAUCUACCUUCUCUUCUGUCACGCGUUCUUUACUGCGAACACUCGUUCAGUGUUUUUAAUUUUUCAUCUUUUUACUCGUUUAAUUCACUCAUGAUUAUUUAUUAACACUUUUGGUACUUUUAAUAAGUGUUUUUAACAAUGAUGAGCGACGACGAUCGCGAUAUAGACAUUGAAAGUGACGCUGAAAACGAUUCAGAUUCAAGAACACAUGCGAGAAACAGUAUUGGUGGAAGCGGAUAUUACUCUCAGGCAGACAAAAGGGCUCAUCACAACGCACUGGAAAGAAAAAGAAGAGAUCAUAUAAAGGAUAGUUUUACUUCCUUAAGAGAAUCUGUACCAGCAUUGCAAAAUGAAAAAGUGGCAAGUCGAGCCCAAAUAUUAAAGAAAGCAGCAGAAUAUAUUCAAUUUAUGAGGCGGAAAAAUAACUCACAUCAACAGGACAUUGAAGAUUUAAAAAGGCAAAACAAUUUGCUUGAAACGCAAAUUCGUGCCCUAGAGAAAGCUCGUGCAACAGGAAACUUUAUGGAUGCCCAUGAGUUGGGUCUUGGCAUCAAAUCUGAGAGCAGUUCACAUGAUACAGAUAGUUCUGAUGGAGAAGGUACUACACGGCGUGUUAAGAAACUCAAGAUCCACUCCACAGGGUAGACAUAUGUGAUACUGUAGUCUGUAGGGUGGACAAUAAGUAAGUGUGAGUACUGGAGUCCCAUUCAUGUUUCUUCUUCUCAGUAGUAACAUUCUUGGCAGAGUGGUUGUGGUCAUCUGGUGUAGGUGAUGUAGCUUGCCUUACGA